UAUGUUCACGGGACUCAGAGUUGAAGGCUCCUCUCCCUACCGAGCAGCUCCGCGCGCGGCCCCGCCAGAGAGCCCGGCGCAACUACUUUCUUCCCUUCCUUCCCUUCCCUUCCUUUCCUUUCUUUCUUUUCUUCUUCCCCUUUUCCCCCCCUGCUGGGUAGUGGCGGCGGCGGGGUGGGGGGGACUUUGAAUGACCGAGGUCGUGUCCACCUUUCUCUUCAUGUCGACGUCCCUGGAAACAGUCACACGGAUGCCAUGGUUACUUCUGCCACGGUUCAACUUCUUCAUAAUUUGCCAAGGUGGAGUGGACUGUGGUCUUCUCAGGCUCAAGUGGUAUUUAAACAAGUGGCAGGACUUCAUGCACACACAACAGAAACCUGAAGAUAAGUGCAGACAUCAAAUGCAGAUGCCAUGGGGGAUGUCUGUCUAGGAACGAGAGCAGAGAUCUUACAGGUGAACAAGGUGAUGUCCAUCUUGUUUUAUGUGAUAUUUCUCGCGUAUCUCCGUGGCAUCCAAGGUAACAACAUGGAUCAAAGGAAUUUGCCUGAAGACUCGCUAAAUUCCCUGAUUAUUAAGCUGAUCCAGGCCGAUAUUUUGAAAAACAAGCUCUCCAAGCAGAUGGUGGACGUUAAGGAGAACUACCAGAGCACCCUGCCCAAAGCAGGGGCCCCCCGCAAGCCCGAGCGCGGGGAGCCGGCCAGGUCGGCGUUCCAGCCGGUGAUGGCAAUGGACACCGAAGUGCUGCGGCAGCAGAGACGCUACAGCUCGCCCCGGGUCCUGCUGAGUGACAGCACCCCCCUGGAGCCCCCUCCCUUGUAUCUCAUGGAGGAUUACGUGGGCAACCCUGUGGCGGCCAACAGAACGUCUCGGAGGAAGAGGUACGCGGAGCAUAAGAGUCACCGGGGGGAGUACUCCGUGUGCGACAGCGAGAGCCUGUGGGUGACCGACAAGUCAUCGGCCAUCGACAUCCGCGGACACCAGGUCACGGUGCUGGGAGAGAUCAAAACCGGCAACUCUCCCGUCAAACAAUAUUUUUAUGAGACAAGAUGUAAAGAAGCCAGGCCUGUCAAAAACGGUUGCAGGGGGAUUGACGAUAAACACUGGAACUCUCAGUGCAAAACGUCCCAAACCUACGUCCGAGCACUGACGUCAGAAAACAAUAAACUGGUGGGCUGGCGGUGGAUACGGAUAGACACCUCCUGUGUGUGUGCCUUGUCAAGAAAAAUCGGAAGAACAUAGAUUGGCAUCUCUCCCCAUAUAUAAAUUAUUACUUUAAAUUAUAUGAUAUGCAUGUAGCAUAUAAAUGUUUAUAUUGUUUUUAUAUAUUAUAAGUUGACCUUUAUUUAUUAAACUUCAGCAACCCUACAGUAUAUAAGCUUUUUUUCUCAAUAAAAAUCAGUGUGCUUGCCUUC
Messenger RNA from Canis lupus familiaris (dog), 1412 nucleotides. RefSeq names its product neurotrophin 3 (gene NTF3). The record is from RefSeq and is a predicted model, not a curated record. The coding region runs from base 412 to 1239 and encodes 275 amino acids. The transcript has 3 exons. Gene Ontology annotation, molecular function: nerve growth factor receptor binding; growth factor activity. Gene Ontology annotation, biological process: cell surface receptor protein tyrosine kinase signaling pathway; regulation of neuron differentiation; nerve growth factor signaling pathway. Lineage: Eukaryota; Metazoa; Chordata; Mammalia; Carnivora; Canidae.